Choloepus didactylus (southern two-toed sloth) is the source of this 2155-nucleotide messenger RNA. It is a transcript of the gene SERPINA3, whose product is annotated as serpin family A member 3. Lineage: Eukaryota; Metazoa; Chordata; Mammalia; Pilosa; Megalonychidae. Gene Ontology annotation, molecular function: serine-type endopeptidase inhibitor activity. The transcript is spliced from 5 exons. Gene Ontology annotation, biological process: negative regulation of endopeptidase activity. The record is from RefSeq and is a predicted model, not a curated record. Bases 116 to 1381 code for a protein of 421 amino acids.
GGGAGGAGUUCUUUAAAGGGAUAAAUAACUGUUAGCAUUCACGAAAAUCCAGCCCUGCAGGCAGGCUGAUUUGGAUUCACCAACUACAUCCAGCUCUCAGUAGAGUGUGGAGAGGAUGUCCCCCCUCCUGGCCCUCGGGCUCUUGGUGGCCGGGCUCUGUCCGUCUGCCCUGUGCCACCCGGCCAGCUCACUUGAUGGGGAGAGUGUCACCCAGGAGGACCAAAGCAACGGGACACGUGUGGACGACCUCAGGAUGGCCGCCAGCAACGCCGACUUCGCCUGCAGCCUCUACAAGCAGUUGGCUUUGAAGGCCCCUGACAGGAACAUCGUCUUCUCGCCGGUGAGCAUCUCCAUGGCCUUGGCCUUCCUGUCCCUGGCGGCCCGUGGCACCACCCUGACGGAGAUUCUGGAAGGCCUGAAGUUCAACCUCACCGAGACCCCUGAGGCCCAGAUCCACCAGGGCUUCCGGCGCCUGGCGCAGGCCCUCAACCAGCCGCACCCCCAGCUGCAGCUGCACACGGGCAACGCCCUGUUCGUCAGCGGGGCCCUGCAGCUGCUGGACAGGUUCGUGGAAGACGCCCAGGUUCUGUAUGCCUCUGAGGCCUUCACCACCAACUUCCAGGACUCCGCCGCCGCCGAGAAGCUCAUCAACGACCACGUGAAGAGGGAAACCCAGGGGAAAAUUGUGGAUUUGGUCAAGGGCCUCGACCCACAGACAGUGAUGGUUCUGGUGAAUUACAUCUUCUUUAAAGCCAAGUGGAAAAGCCCCUUUGACCCCCAAGACACUUUCAAGACAAAAUUCCAUGUGAGCACAAGACGGUCAGUGGAUGUGUCCAUGAUGAGCAUCGAGGACCUGACCGCACCCUAUUUCCGGGAUGAGGCGCUCUCCUGCACUUUGGUGGAGCUGAGAUACACGGGCAAUGCCAGUGCCCUCUUCAUCCUCCCCGACAAGGGCAAAAUGAAGGCAGUGGAAGCCAUGCUGUCCCCAGAGACCCUGAGAAGGUGGAGAGACUCACUGAAAACCAGCCGCAUAGAUGAACUCUACUUGCCAAAGUUCUCCAUCUCCGGUGACUAUGACCUGUCGGGCAUUCUUCCCCGGCUGGGCAUGAGGGAAGUCUUCACCAGCCAGGCUGACCUAUCGGGAGCCACAGGGUCCAAGAACCUGACGGUUUCCCAGGUGGUCCACAGGGCCCUGCUCGAUGUGGCCGAGAAGGGCACAGAAGCAGCUGCUGCCACAGGAGUCAAAAUCAUCCCCUUGUCCGGAAGGAUGGGUCCACUGAUCACCGUAAACCUCAACAGGCCCUUCCUGAUGAACAUCCACUCCACAGUCACCCAGAACACCCUCUUUCUGGUCAAACUUGUCAACCCCAACCAAGCCUAGAGCACUGCCGCAAGGCGGAGUCCCCGCCAAGGAGCCCAGAAUGGAAGCAUGGAGUUCCUGGGCCAGGCCUCACCCUCUCCUUGCCUGUCUGCUCAUCCAGAAACAGCCCGUGCGUGAGGCCUGGCAUUCGCAGGGAGCCAGUGGACUGUUUGAUCCAGACACCCCGGGGCCUCCCAACAGCAGGAAACCAUCCUCCUGGACCAGUGGGUUUUCGUGUGCCUUUCUCCUCCCCCCCUUUCUGACUCCCUGCCCUGUGGCUGCCUGGGCCCCAAAUCCCCCGUCUGAGCUUCCUGCAGGUGUGGCUCCUCCCGCCUUUAGCUUCAUCAGCCCCACAAGACCUGCCUGACCCUGUGCCGGCAGCCAAGACCACCUGGAGCUCAGGCCCAGGCCUGGAAGAGGACCUGCUGCCUUCAGGCCAAGUUCUGCCUCCGGGGCUCCCUGGUCCUCAGUUUCAGGUUCACUCUUUUGCUCCCCUGGGGCCCGGGAUCUGCUGUCACGAGCCUGACCCUUGCAGGGGCUCCUGACCUAGAAUCACAUUUGGCACAGCCCCUGGGUCCCUUGCUGCUGCAGCUGGGCUGGGCCUUCCGGUGGGAUCGUCUCCUUCUGUACCCCCAGAACUCCCAACCCAGGGAGCGUAGCUACUUACCAGGUUCCCAGCCCAAUCCCCUCAACUGCCUUACCAGUUCUGAAGCCCCUUCCUCAUGCAUUAGCUCCCUUGGCAACCAGAAUGGAGGGCUGGUAGCAAACUAGCAAUAAAGGCAUAACUGAAAUAAA